Puntigrus tetrazona (Sumatra barb) is the source of this 945-nucleotide messenger RNA. RefSeq names its product odorant receptor, family 55, subfamily D, member 1 (gene or55d1). Gene Ontology annotation, biological process: G protein-coupled receptor signaling pathway. The coding region runs from base 1 to 945 and encodes 314 amino acids. Gene Ontology annotation, cellular component: membrane. The transcript has a single exon. The record is from RefSeq and is a predicted model, not a curated record. NCBI's taxonomy places the organism in Eukaryota, Metazoa, Chordata, Actinopteri, Cypriniformes, Cyprinidae. Gene Ontology annotation, molecular function: olfactory receptor activity; G protein-coupled receptor activity.
AUGGAUGUCAGAGCAUUCAACUUUUCCCAUCAGGAAUUCUACUUGAUUGGAUUCACGGAUCUGAAAGAGUAUCGCCAAUAUCUUUCCAUUCCUUUUUUCGUCAUCUUUGCUUUCACAUUGUUUGCAAACUCAUUAAUAAUGCUGGUGAUUGUAAAAGAAAGCAAGCUGCAUGCACCCAUGUACAUUCUGAUCGGGUUCAUUGCAGCUCUUGGGUUUAUACAGCCGAUAUUUCUUGUUCCGAGAAUGUUAAUCAGUUUUCUGUUCGGCAAAAAUAUGAUUUACAGAGAUGAGUGUCUCGUUCAAAUGUUUUGUCUGCAUAUGGCGGGUUGUUUUCAGUCAAGUAUUUUGGUCGGAAUGGCAGUUGACCGAUUAUUUGCCAUUAUCUUUCCAUUACAAUACCAUCACUACGUAAACUUCAAAACUUCCUUAAUAUUCUGUUUGUCCAUUUUUUUCCGCAACUUGCUUUGCGUUGUUGCAAUGGUCGGUCUGAUUGGGCCGCUCUAUUUUUGUAAAUCAAAUGAGAUUUAUCAUUGUGUUUGUGAGCAUACAUCUGUUGUUAAUUUAGCCUGUGGUGAUGUGAGCAAGAACUACAUGGCUGGAACUAUCGCUUUCGGCUUAGUAACAUGUGACUGUGUAUUUGUAUUUUGCUCGUACAUUGCGAUUUUUGUGAUUAUAUCCCACUCUCCUUCUGGUGAGUCGCGGCAAAAAGCCAUCUAUACUUGUAGCACACAUUUAAUUGUCAUAGUGGUGGCAUUUUUCUGUGUUGUGGUUGCAUUUGUUGGCUACAGGGUUUCUACUAUACCUAGAGAUUUUCGUGUGUUAGGUACCUUGUCAUAUCUCCUUCUUCCGAACUGUUUUAACCCAGUAAUCUAUGGAAUACGAACAAAGGAAAUAAGAGUUCAAAUUGUAAAAUAUUUAUAUUCUAAAAAGGUUGAUUCACAUUAA